Messenger RNA from Syzygium oleosum, 1271 nucleotides. Its product is annotated as probable galacturonosyltransferase-like 9. Gene Ontology annotation, cellular component: Golgi apparatus. Bases 16 to 1107 code for a protein of 363 amino acids. NCBI's taxonomy places the organism in Eukaryota, Viridiplantae, Streptophyta, Magnoliopsida, Myrtales, Myrtaceae. The record is from RefSeq and is a predicted model, not a curated record. The transcript has a single exon. Gene Ontology annotation, molecular function: glycosyltransferase activity.
GGGGUUCUCAGCCUCAUGAGGGCCAUCUUAGCCGCAGCCGUCUGCUUCGUCUUGCUCCGGUGGUCGUGCGCGCAUGCGAGCCGAUUGCUCCCCGGCGAGCUGAGCCGAGCGGGCUCGGGACGUGACGAGGUGCGUGCCGAGUUCUUGGAGGCGCCGGAGUAUCGGAACGGGCCGGGGUGUCGGAAGUCGAAUGGGGAUGCGGGCGGCGGCUCGGUUUGCGACCCGUCGCUCGUCCGGAUAGCGAUGACUCUCGAUCUCGAGUACCUGAGGGGCACGGUGGCGGCGGUGCACUCCGUCCUGAAGCACGCUUCCUGCCCUGAGAACAUCUUCUUCCACUUCAUUGCUUCGGCUUCGGCGAAUCAGGAGAGCUUGGCGGGAAUCCUCCGGUCGGCGUUUCCUUCCCUCAGGUUCAAGAUAUAUGGCUUCGACGAGGGUUUGGUUCGUCGCAUGAUAUCCUCCUCGGUCCGGCAAGCCCUGGAGAACCCGCUGAACUACGCGAGGUCCUACUUGGCGGACCUACUCGAGCCGUGCGUCGAGCGGGUGAUAUACUUGGACUCGGACGUCAUUCUAGUCGAUGACAUCCUGAAACUGUGGAGCAUCCCGCUAACCGGGUCGAGAGUGAUUGGAGCGCCCCAGUAUUGCCACGCCAACUUCACCAAGUACUUCUCGGAGGAGUUCUGGUCGGACACCGAGCUUCCCAAGGUCUUUGCUGGGAAAAGGCCGUGCUAUUUCAAUACGGGAGUGAUGGUGAUGGAUUUGGUCAGGUGGAGAGAGGGUAAUUACAGGAGGCGGAUUGAGGGAUGGAUGGAGAUUCAGAGGGAGAGGCGGAUCUAUGAGCUGGGCUCGCUGCCGCCAUUCUUGCUCGUGUUUGGCGGGGACGUCGAGGCGAUCGAUAGGAGGUGGAAUCAACACGGAUUGGGCGGAGACAAUGUGGUGAACAGUUGCAGGAAACUCCAUCCUGGCCCUGUGAGCCUAUUGCAUUGGAGUGGUAAAGGGAAGCCCUGGACAAGGCUUGAUUUGAAGAUGCCUUGUCCUGUGGACUACUUGUGGAUGUCUUAUGAUUUGCACAGUUCGAAGGACAGUUCUACUGCGGCUCAACAAUUAUAAUGAGCAUAGACUCUUGUGUUUGCUAUGUUCGGCUCGAGAAUUGAUUGAUGAGAUUCUUUCAUUUUUAUGUAUAUACAGGGAUGUUGUAAAACUCAAAGUAGGAAAUAUACACAGAAGAGGUCGUCCCCCAUUACAGCUGGGGAUCAACAUUUUUGCUAUUGCAA